This is a messenger RNA of Thrips palmi, 1287 nucleotides long. Its product is annotated as putative ankyrin repeat protein RF_0381. Gene Ontology annotation, molecular function: protein binding. The transcript is spliced from 2 exons. Lineage: Eukaryota; Metazoa; Arthropoda; Insecta; Thysanoptera; Thripidae. The record is from RefSeq and is a predicted model, not a curated record. The coding region runs from base 167 to 1036 and encodes 289 amino acids.
UCGAACCGCCGUGAAGUGCGCAUUGCCGCGUCUCUCUGCUCAAUCUCCGCGUGUCCGCUCGACCGUCAGGGUGCACUGUGAUUCAGCUCGGCUCUUCACUCGCUCGACGACGAGGUUUUGGUCUUCACCAGCGCACGAAGAACCCGAUAAUCAACGACGCAGUGACAUGGACGGCCGUCCGGUGGAAGGCAUGGGCAAGCUGGCCGCCCUGGCCAUGAGGCUCUGCAGGCGAGGCGCCAAGGCGAACCAGGGCGCCUCCGCGCUGCGCUUCGCCGCCCGGGCCGGCAAGUGGGACUUGGUGCGCCGGCUCCUGGAGAGGAAGUGCGGGAGGAACGCGCUGCUCGUGGCCGCGCAGGCGGGGUGGUGGCCGGCGGUGUACCAGCUGCUGGACGGCGGCGACUGCGACGUGAACGCCAACACGGCCGACGGCAAGAGCACGCUGCACUUCGCCGCCGCGGCCGGGUCGUGGCUCGUGGUGCACUUGCUGCUGGAGAAGGGUUGCGACGACUCUGCCAGGACAGGCGACGGCAUGAACGCUCUGCUCUACGCCGCCGAGGCCAACGAGUGGGAGGUGGUUCGCCUGCUGCUGCAAAGGAGCUGCGAUGUGGACGCCAAGACGACCGACGGCAAGAACGCGCUGCUUUUCGCUGCGGAGGCCGGGCAGUGGGGCGUGCUUCGCCUGCUGCUGGACAAGGGCUGCGACGCGGACGCCAAGACGACCGACGGCAAGAACGCACUUCUCCUCGCUGCCGAGGCGGAGGAGUGGCGCGCGGUCCGGCUGCUGCUGGACAAGGGCUGCGACGCGGACGCCAAGACCGACGAGGGCGGGAACGCUCUCCUCUUCGCAGCCCAGGCCGGGCAGUGGGACCUGGGCCUGCGGCUGCUGGGCACAGACUGCGACGUGGACGCCAAGACCAGCGAAGGCAAGAACGCUCUCAUCUUCGCCGCCGAGGCGGGCGAGUGGGAUUUCGCCCGCUGCCUCCUGCAAAAGGGUUGCGAAGUGCAACGACACGAACGCACCGCGCUUUGCUGCUGAGGCGUAGGUGCGAGGAAAAGACAGAUUUUCAGUAUUUUCGUAUAGGGUAACGAAUCCCUGGACCGGAAGUCAAAGAACAAAAGUAAGAACCAAAACGGCUCCUGCGCAUGCGCAGACGUCCCCUCUCCACUCUGAGGCAGCGUCUGCGCAUGCGCAGAGGCCGUUUUGGUUCUUACUUAUGUUCUUUGACUUCUGGGCCAGGGAUUCGUUAAAAUACCCUAUUUGUUAUUGGUUUAGAGAAAUAACCCUUC